Messenger RNA from Cuscuta epithymum, 720 nucleotides. The record is from the annotation of a GenBank genome assembly. Lineage: Eukaryota; Viridiplantae; Streptophyta; Magnoliopsida; Solanales; Convolvulaceae.
UCAUGAGGUGGCCGAACGUAACAACCUAAAAACCCUUAAAUCUUUUUGAGGAAUCCGAAAACAAGUGCUGCUGGAACAAUAUGGCGACGUUGAAGGAGAUCUUGACUCGGCGCCCGUUGGCUGCGACGAUCCGACUUAGGGUCGGCGCCGGCGUUGCGAAGCCGGGACCGUCAACAACGGCUUUAGGGUUUCACAAUCUGAACAUCAUGGCUUUCUGCAAGGAAUUCAAUGCCCGUACUCAGAAAUACAAGCCUGGAACGCCUAUGUCCGUUACGGUAACGGUUUUCAAGGACAGAACCUUCGAAUUCACGUUGAAAUCUCCGCCAGUCACUUGGUACCUGAAGCAGGCGGCGGGGGUGGAGCGCGGCAGCCGCCUCCCUGGUCACGUGACCGCCUCUACGGUAACCCUAAAGCAUGUAUAUGAAAUUGCAAAGGUCAAACAAGGUGAUCCCUUUUGUCAGUAUAUCUCUCUCGAGUCCAUUUCUAAGUCUAUUAUUGGCACUGCCAACUCAAUGGGGAUCAAGGUCCAGAAAGAGCUGGAUUAGGUAGUCUACCACAAAAUGGAGCCUUUAAUUUAAUUAGUUUUUCUAUUCUUAAAUGAAAACAAAAUAGUGAGAUUGUGCUUAGCUCAAUAAAUAACAAUAAUGGAGUCGACUUAUGUGUUUGUAAGUAUUAAUCUGUAUGGAUUUCUUACUCCAAUGGAUUCACGCGGUUUUCAAC